AUGGCAGGAACAAAUGGUGUUGAAGGUGCUCAGUCUCUAGUGAUUGCUAUAUCCCUAGCAGUGAACGAUCUGUUGCAGCUUCAACUAAACCCAGCACGCGCUAAAGCACACUCAAACUCGCUAUAUUUCCUUAUUCCGUUUAUUGGCGUCACUAUAGGAUAUCUUCGACAUAAUUGUGUCGAUAGGUAUCCCGCAAGAGUUUUUGGCGGGGACACGUUUACCUAUUUUGCCGGAAUGAUUUUUGCUGUUGUGGGAGCUUUAAGCAAUCUUAGCAAGACUGUCUUGUUGUUUAUGAUUCCUCAAAUCUUCAAUUUUCUGUAUUCAUGCCCACAGCUAUUUCAUUUCGUCGACUGUCCUCGACAUCGGAUGCCACGGUUUGAUGAAAAAACAGGCAAGGUUUAUGCACGAAGGUUUUUACUAGCGAAUAGUAAAUUUCUUGGUCGACUUAUGGUUCGGUUUCUUGAAAUGAUUGGUUUAGCCGAUGUAGGCAGAGACAAGCACGGAAACAUGGUGGACUGCAACAAUCUCACAAUCAUAAGCAUUAUUCUUGUUCGAUGUGGGCCAAUGAGCGAGCGUAAUUUGGCAGUAGUGGUGGUGUUUGUUCAAGUCGUAUGUAGUCUAGUUGCAUUUUUUAUCCGCUAUGCGUUGGUGCAUAUCGUAUAUAAUUAG
This is a messenger RNA of Batrachochytrium dendrobatidis JAM81, 669 nucleotides long. RefSeq lists its product as uncharacterized. NCBI's taxonomy places the organism in Eukaryota, Fungi, Chytridiomycota, Chytridiomycetes, Rhizophydiales. The record is from RefSeq and is a predicted model, not a curated record. Bases 1 to 669 code for a protein of 222 amino acids. The transcript is spliced from 3 exons. Gene Ontology annotation, biological process: dolichol-linked oligosaccharide biosynthetic process; protein N-linked glycosylation. Gene Ontology annotation, molecular function: UDP-N-acetylglucosamine-dolichyl-phosphate N-acetylglucosaminephosphotransferase activity. Gene Ontology annotation, cellular component: membrane.